Messenger RNA from Naegleria lovaniensis, 5844 nucleotides. RefSeq lists its product as uncharacterized. Bases 1 to 5844 code for a protein of 1947 amino acids. The transcript has 2 exons. The record is from RefSeq and is a predicted model, not a curated record. Gene Ontology annotation, biological process: protein phosphorylation. NCBI's taxonomy places the organism in Eukaryota, Heterolobosea, Eutetramitea, Acrasida, Naegleriidae. Gene Ontology annotation, molecular function: ATP binding; protein kinase activity.
AUGUCUGGAAAGGCAUCCAGCUCGUCUUCAGUGUUAGAAAAGAAAGCUUUCUUUGAAGGAUUGGGCCAUCAACUCUAUCAACAGCAACAACAAAACGCAUCAACCAUGACAAGUCCAAGAUCGCUACCUUCAACUCCACGAUCCAACACUACGACAAACUUAACUUGGGAAUCAACACCAAAUUCCUCUUCACAAACCGUUUGUUCACAAAAUGAUACCGAAGCCAUCGCUACUAACAACAACCACCAACGUGAACCAACUGCUCUAGAGGAAGAACCCACUGAACCAAUGUUGACAACAUCAUCAAUGAAUGAAAUGUCGAAUGUCGAACAGACAACAACAACAACGAUUCCCGAACUACAACAACAACAACCACAACAACAAGAAGAAGAACACUCUUCCUCAUCGACCGCUCAUCUAGAAAAGGAACGACGAGUUCAUUUCAAACAAGAUGAAAUACAACAAGAGAGAGAAGCGAAAACCAAUGUCAUGGUUUCUUCUGAAAACAAUGAAAUCAUUUCAAAUCAUACCAAUGACCAUGGUAUUGAAAUACCGAAUACAAGUAUCAACAACAUUCAACUUGAAGAUCAUUCAGAGGAUUCCCUUCAUACCAACAACCACAACAACACACAUGAAUCAUCGACCAAUUCAAAUAUUCCCUCUCAUUUGGAAAGUACUCCCACUAGUAGUAGUAGCAACAAUGGUGUCAGUGGCAACAACACUACAACAAGUGGUAGUACCAGCAAUAACGUAAAAACAACAUGGAAUGCAUCUCCUUUCAUGGCAACAAGUAGUUCCAUUCCUAGUGAAACGUCUCGAUUGUUGACAUUCACAAAUGCAGUCAACGAGUCAAAUUCCAGUACUUGUGUUCACUCUCCGAACGGAGGAAGUAUUUCUCCUCCUCAACCGUCCUUCGCUGUCAACCCGUUAUCCGAUCCAUCAGUCAUGACACGAACAUUAAAAGAUUUUAAAAUUGUGAAAAAGAUUGGAGGAGGAAAUGAAGGAGCAGUGUUUUUUGCAGAAUUGAAAAAUCCACUCACAGACGAAGAUCCCAACGUAGCCAUUAAAUUGGUCAUUUGUGACGAUCCACAAGAAGUAGAAUCAACUCGGAAUGAACUUCAAUUUUUAUUGACACUUCUACAGGAAAAUAUUGUGAAACAUUAUUACAUUUUUGAAGAAAAGAAGAAGGGAGUGAUGAAUGAACAAACUCGAUUUUAUAUUGUGAUGGAAUAUUGUGCAGAUGGAAGUUUAGAACUUGAAAUUAACAAGAGACAACGAGAACAACGACCUUUUGAAACAGAACUUGUUAAACGAUGGACCAGACAAAUUUGUCAAUGCAUGAAUUACAUGCACAGUCAAUCGAUUGUUCACAGAGAUAUCAAACCUGAUAAUAUCUUGUUAGCCAAGAACAAACAAUUUAUCAAAGUUUGUGACUUUGGUUUCACACGAAAGGAUAAAAAACUCAUGACCACAAUUAUGGGAACCAUGAAAUACAUUGCUCCUGAAAUGCUUGACAGUAGAGUGUAUGAUGAGUCGGUCGAUAUUUGGUCAUUGGGAGUUUUGCUUUUCCAAUUAAUUUGUUUGUACACACAGGCAGAAAUUCCAGAUCUCAUUCUUGAAAUUAGAAACAAUCCAGAUUAUAUUCGUGAAAGAUUGAAGGAUCACGAUGAAGUUCUUGUGCAAAUUAUUGAGAGAUGUCUCAAAAUUGAUCCUGUUGAUCGUCCAGAAGCGAAAGAUAUUAUUGAAUUGAUUGACAAACAAGAGUCUAUUGAUAGCUCAUUUCAACAACAAGAAACACCAGUCAAUAUUCCAAAGAAUACUGACAAUUUCCAAGACAAUGAUGUGAAAGAAUUGGCCAAAUUAUUGGAUCAAUUAGAACGAGCAAGAUUGUUAAAAAUUAAAGAUCCACUCAAAGCCAUCGAGUUAGAUAGAGCAAGAGAAUUCUGGAGAGCAAAUGGAUGGGCAAAUCAAAAAGAAGUAUUGUGGGUGGAUUUCAGAGAGGCCUAUCAAAAACAUGCAUUGGAUUUUAACAAAAUUCCAAAGAAUGCUGAAAGAGGUUUCAAAAAGAUGAUUACAGCCAAUCAAGAGUUUGAUGUCUAUAGUAACGAUGAUGACAAAACAGGUAUUGUCACUGUACUCAGCUACAACAACUUGGUUCGAAGAGCUGGAUUUCCAUUCAAUUUGGAUGUUUUAGAUCUCAUUCAAAAUUGUCUAGUUUUGGGAGAAUAUGAUUGGAAUAUUGAAAAAUAUAACAAACCCAUGGAUCCUCAAUCCUAUGCGCAUGCAGAGAGACAAUAUUUGAAUAUGAUUUUACAGAAUGAGAAAUUAUUUGUGGAUCCAAUUAGUCAGGAGACACUUUCUGUGGAUGACCAUUGCGUUUCUCUUCACCUUUUACAACAUGGAAAAGAUUGGAUUGAUGAAUUUAUUGGAGUUGGUGCCAAUACUCUCUCAAAUGUCACCAUGACAAGUGCCACGAGCUUUAGUGACGAGAAGGAAUAUGAAAAUCAUCGAAGAAUUCAUUUAAUUGAAAUGUUUAGUGAAGGACAUGCCAUUCAAAACGAGGAGAAAGAAAAACAAUCCGAUGUUGAAAACUUUAAUGCUAAACAAAAUCUAUUGCAUGAGAAUGGAGAUGAAUUUAUCACUUCGCUUCCUUCCAAUUGCCUUCGAUUUAUGCUACUCAGUAACGCUUCCUGUGGUAAGACGUGUAUGUUAAAAAUGGUCAUGUCACGCCUUGUGAAAAAUAGAAUGCAACAACGAGAGACAUCGGGAGAGAAGGUUCUCAUUCCACUCCUUGUUCCGGCUGGUCUUUUUGCAAGUUUAACCAACGAGGCCGAAUUCUUUAUCAAAUGCAUUCGAGCAAGUGCUGGAGGUAGUAUUGGAAAUAGUGGCAAUACUGUGAGAUAUUUGGAUACUUUGGAACAUUUCUUGUUGACAGCAAUUAAGGAACAGCGAGUGCUUUUUAUUUUUGACGGAGUGGAUGAAAUUGCUUCUCCUCAACAAAAGAAGCGAUUCCUUCAAAGUUUGAUGGAAUUUUUCCCACCACAAGAAGAAGUUCCAGAUUCCAAUGGUUUAAUUCUAUCCAGUAGAUUGGGAGGUAUUGAAGCAGAUGUGAAAACGAGAAAAUUCUUUUCAUCCUUCACAGCAGCGAGUAUUCAAAAUUUGACCUUUGAUAUUCAAAAACGAAUUGCACAAAAACGAAAUGUCAACAAUGAAGCUUUCCUUUCUUCCAUCAAGGGAAAAUACAGAGAAUUGGCAAAAACUCCAAUUCUUCUUUCACUCAUCAUUGAGGAAUUCAAAAUCAAGGGAUCGCUUCCAGAAGUUCGAUCCAAGAUUUAUUACAAUGCUCUCGAUACCAUUACAAAACUUCACUACAGCAAACUCGUUGGAGAUCAACAACGAGUUCCCAAAAUGCAAAAGACACUCAUUGAAUUUUUAAGAAAGGUUUCAAUUUUUCUUCACAAAUUACGAAGACUCACAUUCAGCACUGAAGAUUUCACACACUCACUGGAAUUGGCUCGAAAUCUCUGUACGGGUCCCAACGAUGACAAGAAACUUGCGUUUAUGAGUUUAGCGGAGGGAGAUUUUGCAUCCAAAGGAGACGAUUGGAUUUUCAACGCUGUUGCCAAUCCAGAAUUUCAAAAGCAAUGGGAAGCUUUAAAGAAACGAAUUGAUUCUGGUAAAUUCCCUCUCAUUGUUUCAACUGGUGACGGAAAGUAUCGAUUCAGUCACACUUCAUUUCAGGAAUAUUUAGUGGCGAGUCAUUGGGCAGAUGCGACCCAUGUGAGUGAUUUUAGAAUUCGAUCGACAGGACCAUUCGCUAAAAACAAAUUGGAAUAUUUCAAGGAAAGAAUUCGACAAUUGGUUGUAGAUCCUUUUUACAAAGAAACAUUCCUAUUUUGUGCUGCAGAGAUGAGUCGAUCUGAUUUUGAAGAGUUUAUCAAAUUCCUCAUGAACAAACUCUUCAAACACAACAUUGGUCUCGUCGAUAGCAUUAUUUAUAACAUGAUUAUGGAACGACCCAAGUCCGAGCAUGGUGAAUAUACCAAGAUUAUGAAACCAUUACGAAACGAUGAACGAGUUUCCAUCAUUGUCAAGGGUCUCAUUCACGAAUCUGAAGAUUUACGAAAAAUGGCUCUUUGUCGAUCCUUCAUGUUUAAUGAACUUUUUGACAAAAUUGGUGAUGGUUUAUUGAAUCAUAUUCAUGACAAUGAAAAUACAUUACAAGCUCUCUCACUCGUCAUUCCUAAAGGUGAACAGAAAUAUGUGAAAAUUUUACUUGAAAAACUUUCAAAUAUUAGUGACAUUCAAGUGAAGAGAAGAAUUUGUUUGUGUAUUGGAAAGAUUUCAGAUAAGGGAGAUUCCAUGGUUGUGAACAUGUUGUUAAAUAUUAUUCACAAUACUCCACGUGAAAGAUCGAACAUUUCUCUCAUUGAAGCGUGUGUCGAUAGUGUGUGUCGAGUUGGUGAAAAAGGUGACUCGAACAUUAUCAAUGCAUUAAUUCCCAUGUUAGAAGAUUACAACUUUAGACGAAUUGCAUCGAUUGGAUUAGGAAUGAUUGCCAAUACGGGUGACAAACAAGUCAUUUCAGCUCUCACAAAGGUUGCUAACAAGUGUCAAGAAGCAUGUCUCUGUUUAGGUAAAUUAGCUGAAAAGGGUGACAUGGAAAUUAUUGACACGCUAUUGGAUUGUCUCAAAGAAAAUAGUUUUGAUGAUUUAAUUGUCAAUGAAGCCAUCUCGUCAGUCGUCAUUCCAGAUUUACUUCCAGUCAUUCAAGAUCGAUUAUUAGAAAUGUUACUCAAUGAAAGAAAAUCCAUUUCGUAUCGAGUGGCAAUGGCAUUGGGUCCAAUUAGUCAGAGAAAGAAUUAUGGACUUGUUCGAUCUUUGGUAGACAUGCUCUAUACUGUGAAACCAAAAGAUCGAAUUAUUUGUGCACUUGGAUUUUCAUCUCCAAAAGAAGAUUCUGAAAUUAUUCACGAAUUAUUGAAACAAUUAUCAAACAAACAAUCCAAUUAUGUCUUUAGGGAACAAUCUGCAUUGGCACUGGCUCAUCUCGCUAAAAAAGGAGAUGAACGUGUCAUUGAUGAAUUAUGUAAGAGACUUCACACGGAUCAGGAAGAAGUCAUUGUCGCAUGUACGACUGCUCUCGAGAAAAUUACCAAUCCCAACAAUCAAAAAGUACUCAACAUGUAUGUUGAAUUAUUGAAACAUACGGAUAUUGGAGUUGUUGAAGUUUCUGUGAGAUAUCUUGGAAGAAAAUGUGAACGAGGUUCAGAAUCCAAGUUGAUUGUGAAACAUUUGAUGGAGCGAUUGGAAAAUCGUGAAUCUCCAGAAGUGGUGCGAGCAUUGUGUGCUGAAGCAUUGGGUUAUGUGGCAAGUUUCAAUGAUGAGAGAGUGAUCAAGUGUUGUCUCAAUAUCAUCACUGAGGAAGGAAAAUCAAUGACUGUGUUGAGAUUAUUCUGUUUGAAAGCAAUUGGAAUGCUCAAAUCAGUGAAACAAGACGAUUAUGUCACUUCAACUUUAUUUGAGUAUAUUGUGAAUUUGAGUACAACCAAUAUGGACUUGGAUUCCAAAAAGUUUAUAAUUCAUGCCACAUUUAUCAUUUCACUAUUUUGUGACCUCAAAUCCAUGGUGGAUCGAUUGAAAAAUAAGAAUUACAAGUCACACAAACAUCUCAUCUUUGAUAUUGUGGUAAAAGGAAUUCGAUUUAUUCGAUUAUUUAACCAGAGCUAUCGAUUGGAUGAUGAGAGUGUGCUGCUCUUGCAAAAACAAGACGAUUUGGAAGCAUCGUUUAUCUUGAUUGAAAAUGCUUUGAUGGAAGGAGGUGUUGUGGAUGUCAAUAAUUAA